GCUUAAAAAGUAUCCAUUAUUUUGGAAGAAAUAAAAAUAGUUAAAACGUCUUAUUAUAUUUAAAAUAAAAUGUUUAGGAAAUACUUUAAUUACAGUUAUAUAAGGGCAUAUAUUUUAGAAAAUUAAUGCUUAUUAUAAUGAUCACAUUCUGAAAAUGAAUAUCCAGCAAAAUAUGUUUGCAAAGUCCAGAGGAGUUGAAUCAAAAGUCCAACACCGUUCAGAUUUAUUAAUGAAUGACCAGAUGCAACUUGUUCACCAUGUGCAGACAAAUUUAAGCAAUGCUCUUCAGCAGUUGGAGAAGGAAAAAGACCCUCUUCACAUACAGCAAUUGAGACUGUCAGUUGCAGAACUGCAAGCUCAGUCACAGAAAUAUAUUUUAGCUCUAAAGGUUAUGGAUAAAAUAAAUACAGAAUUAAUAUACGCAAGAGUUGAACUUCAAGAGGCAAUACAACAAGGCCAUGACAAUGUCAACCUGUCAAGGAAACGAGUUAUCUGGUUGGAAGAUAAAAUGGGAGAGCUCUGUGGCAAAAGAAAAUUAAAAGGAAUAGAAGAUAUUUCUGAUUCAAAAGCUAUGAAGGAGGAAACGAAACAAAAUAAUCAUUUAAAACUCAGCUCAGAAUCUCAACCAAGUAAGGAUGAACAUCAAUUCCAUGAAAUAAAAGAUCACAAUGAACAGGAUUUAGUUGAAAAUACAGACAGUGUCACAACAAUUGUUGAAACAAAUCUGGUUAUGACAGAUAGGAAGGGCACACUUAACCUCCAGAUCACUGCAGAAAAUAAAACAGAAGAAUGUGAAAGUCCAACACGUGAAGACAAUGAGAGUUUUGAAAAUGAGGACUUUAGAGACUGUCUUGCGACACCAAGAAGCAACAUUAAAAAAACAUAUCUGACUGAAGUUGAAGGACAAACUGGAGAGUACAACAGAGAAACAAAUAAGUCCUCUUUGUCUUCAGGGACUGAGUCAGAAUGGAAAGUCAGUAGCAAUACAGAAGAAAGACACAGAGACCUGGCUAGUGAAUAUUGGCAAUCAGAGCACCACAGGUUUGAAUACAGCCAAUUUGCUAAUCAAUUUUUAGAGGCUGAUCCCUUAAGCUAUCAUCAAGUAGGAUUGGCAGUUCCAGGAUCAUUUAUACAGAAAGAAGACCUAGCUAGUGUGUUUCAAGAGUUACCUUGGCGCUCAAGAAGAAAAGAAAGUGAAAUCAAAGAUGUUCAUCGAGUGGCAUUAGACAAACUGGCAGCUAGGAUUCAUGGCUUGUAUUACAAAGUGUAUGAUGCAGCUCAGUUGUCUGUUAGAUCUUGGCAUAAACAACAAGAUAAAGAAAAUAAAAAAGAUUCUGGAAGUUUAGCGCCUUUGAAAAUCAAACCAAAAGACCAAUUGUCAAAUGAGGUAACUCUUUAUGAACACAAAACAAUAAAAGGAAAAGACAAAAUUUAUUCAAAGACUCUGCUGCCUCCAACAAUUCUUCCCAUUACAAGAACAAGUUGGAAUAAAGAGUUCCCUCGGUUUGCUAGUUCUUUCUGUAAACCUGAUCCAGAAUCUCGUACAAUGACAGAAAGAAUAGUUGAUCAACGAAACCUGAUUGAAGAAACAAAAAUUGUUCUUUAUAAAGAUAAAUCCAAACGUCCACUGCCUGGUGCGGCAAACCUGGAGAAAAAAUUUCAGAAAAUGAUUGAAAGUGAAGCUGGAACAAAUACUAAAACAUCUGGAAAGAAGUUAAGGACAAGUUUUAAAGCUGCAGUAGCUGUUACCAAAUUACAUUCAGCAGCCACUAAUAAUUGGAACCAGAUCAAACCAGAAUCAAGAGGGAAACAAUAUUCAGGUUUAAGAUGGGAAAGAGUAAAGACGAUUGUUCAUGUACACCUUCAAUCUCCCAGAGUUGAAGAAAGAAUAGAUGGAGCUCGGCAACUGGGUGCUCUGAGGUGUGGUGACACCAUGGUGACGUAUGCUUUGAAAGAGAGGAUUGAGAAUGAUACAGAAGACAGAGUUAGAUAUGAGGCAGCUAAAGCCCUUGUUUUAAUUGGAUGCUGGGACGAGGAAGUCCUGGCAUGUGUACUGAAAUAUCUGGUACUUGGUAACAUGGAAAUAAGGAGUGAUCUAAUUCAAACAAUAGCCAAUGGGAAAAAUGUACAGUUUGUCAACAAAAAUAUGCCUUUAGUUAUAGAACUGGCCAAAGUGUUAAGUCAUUUUUGCCAAAAUCCUGACCCAGAUGACAUCAUUGCCUUCCAAGCAGCUGUUUGUUUAGGUCAGCUAUGUGUCAAGGACAUACAUGCUCAAGACAGACUUGUAAAGACAUUGGAGGAGUCUCUAGACACUCAUAUCAAGGCAAAAGCUUUGGAAAUCUUGGUGAAACAAUUACAUUUUACUGAUGAUAAUGUUGUGCAACAUAUAGAAGAUAUGCUACGCGAUUCUCCAGUCUGGAGUUUUAGAGCUCUGGCUUGCAAUUUACUUAUCUCCCUUGGUCCUAAUCAUGAAUGUGUUGUUAAACAUAAUGAAAAGAUUUAUCAGUUAUUAGAGAGACGACUGUGGGAUGAUCCUAGCAUGGAAGUGCGACUUACUGCAGCCAAAUCUUUGACAGCUUUAGGAAUGUUUACCAGAGCCUGUGAUAAUGUUGUUUUAAAAUUAGAAGAUCUAGAGGAAGAAAAACGAGCUCAAGCCGCUAUUGCUGUGGGCACUUUGGGGUUGAAAAAUGAGAAAGUCAUUCGUCUUUUGCUGGAAAUGUUAGAGCUAGACUCCAGUGACUAUGUUAGACUUAUGAUCAUAAGAACCUUCAGAAUUCUGAAACUGAUGGACAGAAGGGUGAUACGUUCUCUACGGGAUAGAGAGAGGCUUGAGGGUGCUAUUGGCAGGGAAUGUGGGAAAGCUUUAAAAGUUUUGGACCAGACAUCAGCAUUAGUAGCAUAAUUUAGUUUGUUUAUUUAUUAAUUUGGUUUGACAAUGUCAUGAUUGUAUCUUUUGAUAUUUUAUGUCCAGAGAGACAAUCUUUUCCCUUGAUUGUAUAUAUUGUAUUUAUAUAGUUUGUUCAGAUAUUGUAUUUACUAUUGAAAGAAUUUUUUUUUUUUUUUGUUAUGAUUAAAUUGUUUUUGAUUUUAGAAAGGGUGUUGAACUGGUAGAAUGUGGAUGUUAAAUUUUAUUAAAAGAGUGGAGUUAUUACCCAUGUGCAGUGCAGUGGUUGCAGUCCUAUCCUAGACUUAAGGAUUCACUAAUAUAUAUAUAUACAUGCUGUUUUUAUGUAUUUUUAAAAUUUAUUGAUCAAUCAUUUAGUGUGAUUUAUCUUGCUACAGUAAUUAUUAUAUUUUAUUUCAUUCUCUUAUUUAAUACACAUGCUUUUUUUUUUCUAAAUAAUUCACUGUGAUAGACUUGUUGAUUAAACUCUUUAUGCUAAGC
This is a messenger RNA of Biomphalaria glabrata, 3385 nucleotides long. RefSeq lists its product as uncharacterized. NCBI's taxonomy places the organism in Eukaryota, Metazoa, Mollusca, Gastropoda, Planorbidae. The coding region runs from base 155 to 2902 and encodes 915 amino acids. The record is from RefSeq and is a predicted model, not a curated record. The transcript is spliced from 26 exons.